Molecule: messenger RNA, 1238 nt
Organism: Drosophila takahashii
Lineage: Eukaryota; Metazoa; Arthropoda; Insecta; Diptera; Drosophilidae
Biological process (GO): phosphatidylinositol phosphate biosynthetic process; signal transduction; inositol metabolic process
Molecular function (GO): inositol monophosphate 1-phosphatase activity
Source: RefSeq, a predicted model, not a curated record
AAUCUCUCUGAUUAGUUGGCACCGCGAGCUGAGCAGCAACGGAUCGUUAGCAAAAUGGCAGAAGUGAAUCAAGCGGAGAUUGAGGAGUUGUACAACUUCAUCCAUCCACUGGCCAUCGAGGCGGGCGAGAUCCUCAUGGAGGGCUACGAAAUGGCCAGUAAAAACGUCUCCAUCAAGGGCGAUUUCUACGAUGUGGUGACCGACUAUGACAACAAGAUCGAAGACUUUCUCAUGGAGAAGAUAUUGGCCAGCUAUCCUGGACAUAAGUUUAUUGGCGAGGAGGCGACGGCCAAGAACAACAAUGUAUCCGGCGAACUGACGGAUGCUCCCACCUGGAUCAUAGAUCCUAUUGACGGCACAUCAAAUUUCAUAAAGCAAAUUCCGCACGUUUGCGUUUCGAUUGGUUUGGCCAUCAACAAACAGAUCGUCGUGGGCGUCAUCAACAAUCCUGUCCAGAAGAAGCUCUUCACGACGAAAUUGGGUCAAGGAGCCUUCUGCAAUGGAAAGCCCAUCCAUGUGAGCAGCUGUGAGAGCGUCAAGGAUGCCAAUGUGGCCUACGAAGUGUCCCUGCUGCACGUCCACUCGGUGGCCAACAAGCACAUCAAAAGGAUCUACCAUGUGGGACUGAAUGCGAGGAGACUUGUGGCCUACUCCUGUGUUGUGGACGAGCUGUGCAUGGUGGCAGCUGGCAACUUGGAUGCCUUCUACAUCGAGGACAUGUAUCCCUGGGAUUGUGCCGCCGGUUCCCUGCUGGUGAAGGAGGCGGGGGGCGUGGUGACGCAUCCCUUUGGCGGACCCUUCGAUAUAAUGAAGCCGGAUCUCAUUUGCGCCGGAACGGAAAAGUUGCGCAAAGAGGUCGAGAAUCUGUUGCGCAAGGCCGACGAGGAGGAGUCGGUGGGGGGCAAGCCAGUGCCGAAGUAAUUAAAACAAGACAAACCUAAUAAACUGUUGGCGAAAACGAUCUAAAUUGAAAAGCUUGAGGGCAGCUGAACCGUCACUCGGCGCUGGAAGCUUUGCCAAUGGAAAGCUUUUAGAUAUCAUCCAAAUUUGAUCUCCGCCAGCUGGUAGACACGAUCCAAAAAAAGUGGCGGGAAAGCAAAUAACUCAAAGUUCAGGCUUUUAAAAACAAGCGUUUAUAAUAAAACAUUUUGAUAUGAUAAUUUUAAACCUUAAGCUGCCAAAUAAAUAUGAAAAUUGUUAGAAAGUGGUUUAAAAAUUCUAAGCGAUGAUUGCAAGAA